AAAAAAAUUCAGGGGAAUAGAAAAGCAUAGGAAAUAAAGUAAAGGGAGGAGAGGACAAGGAACUCCUUCCGGCUCCGAUCCCACCCACUCCGGCGGCCUCUCGCUCGGCCUCGCCCUCGCCUCCGAUCGAUUCGCCCCUCGUCUUCCUCCUCCCGGAUCCCCCAAGCCAAGCCCGGGGAGCCGGGCCGCCGCCAACGCGCGCGGCGGACACGAGGAAGGGAAACAGGCGACGACGAGAAGAGAGGAUCAGCUGGGGGUGAUGAAUUGUUACGCUGCAUGGACGGAGCAAGCGAGAAGCCUCCCCACAAGGACUAUUACAAAGUUCUGGAGGUUGAUUACGAUGCAUCCGAUGACACCAUCAAAUUGAGUUAUAGAAGAUUAGCUUUGAUGUGGCAUCCAGACAAGCAUAAGGGGGAUAAUGAUGUCACAGCUAAAUUUCAGGAGAUCAAUGAAGCCUACACAGUUCUAAGUGAUCCAGCUAAGCGCCUUGAAUACGACCUUUCCGGAUGUUAUGAGUUAAAUCGAUAUACUUUGCGUGAGUACCUUACAAGGUUUAAGGGUAUGAUACUUACCUGCAAUGGUCUUGGCAUAGACCAUUCUUCAAAAUGGGCCCGGCAUUUGAGGGAAUUGGAGCCCCAUUGAUCUAUAGGUACAUCUUAUUUGUCCAUGAGCUUCUUCAGUACUUUCUUUGAGGCCAAUUGGAUGCUUAGCUGUUUCUUUUAACACAACUAUGGAUACGGCAGGGCAUCUCUCUGUUCUUUGUAACACAACAAUGGAUUCUGUCGUAUACUAAUGUAUUUUUGCUGCAAGAAAUGCAUGCACGCAGUUUCCAGAUGUAGUUCUUGGCUUCUCACCGAAAAAAGAGCAACAGUUUCGUGGUGUUUAACUUGACACAAAUACAAAUUAAGCCUAUCCUUUCUCAUGAACGCCUGACAGAAGUAGAUGACAGUAAAACAUAACCUCACAUAUUCUGUACAUUUAGUCCAUGCAGUAAUAUAGCAUAGAAGAGUUCUGGUGUUAUCAGUUUUAUCACAGAUCUGCCAUGAUGAACAUAUGCUGAGAUUAAAA
Oryza sativa Japonica Group (Japanese rice) is the source of this 1068-nucleotide messenger RNA. RefSeq lists its product as uncharacterized. NCBI's taxonomy places the organism in Eukaryota, Viridiplantae, Streptophyta, Magnoliopsida, Poales, Poaceae. The record is from RefSeq and is a predicted model, not a curated record. Gene Ontology annotation, cellular component: cytoplasm; nucleus.